AUGGCACAGGCACCCACAAAUGGCAAAAAGCGCACGACGAUGCGCGCCAAAGUCGCCGCAGCCUCACGACCCGCAACCACAGCUCCCAGUGCCACAACCUCGUCCUCAAACACAAAAGCCGGCAAGCGAGCCUUGAAACACGACACACUCAUCUCGCGCAUCGAAAAGUCACAAAAGAAGCCUUUGAAGCGCCGCCGUCCGGGAAAGAAACUGAAUACGGCUUUGGACUCGCUGGCAGAUGCUUUGCCGGAGCUCGAGGAAAACACUGAUGAUGAGUGGGAAGGCAUUGAUGAGGAUGACAAGACAGAUGGCAUGAAUGGCGCGUUGGGGGAUUUGAGCAAGAUGGUCAGAGUCAGAAAGGCAAAGCCGGCGGAUGGAAAGAUGAAGCUGAAGACGUUGAAAUCACGACCCGGUGCCUUGAAGAGAAAGCAAAAGAUGGAGGAGAGCGAGAAGGAGAGAUUUGGAAAGAAUUUGGCAAGCAUGAGUGUGCCUGCUCAAUCUGCCCCUGACGCCAGCGCUUCCUCCGACAGAUGGGCUGCGCUGCGUGGUUUCAUCGGUCAGACUCUGGAGCAGAAUCCUGGUUUUGCCAAGAAGGCUUGA
Molecule: messenger RNA, 600 nt
Organism: Aureobasidium uvarum
Lineage: Eukaryota; Fungi; Ascomycota; Dothideomycetes; Dothideales; Saccotheciaceae
Source: the annotation of a GenBank genome assembly